AUGGCAACCCAUUCCCGGCCAGCCUCUCGAACCCGCUCCCCAAUCAAUCAAGGGGAGCUGGGACCCCACCUUCCGGCAACCCCCUAUGUCGAACUUGGGGAAGUAUCCCUUGAGCGAAUCACAAGACUCCUCCUUGGCCUCCUUGGUCAAAUCAAGAGCCUCAAACAAAAGGUGGAAGAAGUCCAAGAAGCAGGGGUUGAGACCCGCACCAACCUUGAGAACAUCUCUCAAGCCGUCAAUACUGUCAAGGGUGGGCUUAGAAGCCUCCAACUCCACGGGCCACGGACCCCAGAAGACACCAAGCCCCUGGCCGUGGAAGCAACGCCACGCCCCUUACCAAAAGCCAACCCUAUUGGAUUGACUAGUUGGGUCUCCUUCUGGCCUGAACCGUCCAAGGGGCUCCCCACCUUUGCCCAACCCACUCCGGUCCGAGCAGUGCCCCCGCAAGUCCCAUCUCCCCCUUUAUCUCCAUGUCUCCAAUCCCCCAUUGGAGCACCUGCCCCUCCUCCACCGGCUCCAGUCCCCUCCUAUCCUAACCCGGUCAAAGUAGACCACCCAGAUGCCUAUACAGGCAAGAUUGGGAGUGAAGCCAAACAAUGGCUCACAAGGAUGCUGGCAUGGACCCGGCUAAACUUGCGCAUGUUUCCUACGGACCAAGAGGUCCUAUCCUUCCUCCUAAUGAACAUGAAGGAUUCCGCAGGAGCCUGGGCCCACCCCCACCUCGACCAGCUUGGGUCACACUGA
Rhizoctonia solani is the source of this 744-nucleotide messenger RNA. RefSeq names its product Retrotransposable element Tf2 protein. Bases 1 to 744 code for a protein of 247 amino acids. The record is from RefSeq and is a predicted model, not a curated record. NCBI's taxonomy places the organism in Eukaryota, Fungi, Basidiomycota, Agaricomycetes, Cantharellales, Ceratobasidiaceae. The transcript has a single exon.